This is a messenger RNA of Thunnus maccoyii (southern bluefin tuna), 3867 nucleotides long. RefSeq names its product endosome-lysosome associated apoptosis and autophagy regulator family member 2a (gene elapor2a). The record is from RefSeq and is a predicted model, not a curated record. Gene Ontology annotation, biological process: positive regulation of BMP signaling pathway. The coding region runs from base 226 to 3228 and encodes 1000 amino acids. NCBI's taxonomy places the organism in Eukaryota, Metazoa, Chordata, Actinopteri, Scombriformes, Scombridae. The transcript is spliced from 22 exons.
UGACUGAACUGAAGCAGCCCUGGAGCGCACAGUCUGAGGAUAAUCGCAGGUGCUGAGGGUUACAAUCUGCCGACAAGAGGCGACAGAGCAAGUGUUGAUUUGUGAUUUGUAUUUGAGCAUCCUGUAAUCUGGCUCAGAUUUAUGAUACAUUUCUCUCUGUUGGAUCGAGGUUGUUGUUGGUGUUGUGCUCUUUUUUUUUUUUUUUUUACCCCUCGAUGAUCUACAAUGCGGUCCUCGGCUUGGUUCGUCGCCAGUUGCGCUCUCAUCCUCUGCACGCUCCGGCUGAUUGACGGGGCCAAAGGACAGCAGCAGUGUAGUGAGACGGACUACUACUAUGAGUACACAGAGUGUGACAGUACAGGAUCCCGUUGGAGAGUGGCCAUCCCACAGAGCCCUGGAUCCUGCAUUGGGCUGCCAGCGCCAGUACGUGGCACAGAGUGCACCUUUUCAUGUGAGGCCGGGGAAUUCCUGGAGAUGUCGGCUCAGGAGUGUACUCGGUGUGCAGCGGGGAGCUACUCACUUGGCAGUGGUAUCCGCUUUGACCAAUGGGAUUCCAUGCCUGCUGGAUUCAGUAGCCUGGCAACCGCCCUGGAGAACAGUCCAAACGGAGAUGACAGCCUCACCUGCAACAGCUCGUCCUGGGUGCCUCAGGGAAACUAUCUGGAGUCCAACAGGGAUGAAUGCACGGUCUCUCUCAUCUAUGCUGUCCACCUUAAGAAGCAGGGAUCUGUCAGCUUUGAGUACCAGUAUCCAGACAACAACCUGCUGUUUGAGUUCUUUAUCCAGAAUGACCAAUGUCAGGAGAUGGAUCAGACUGCUGAUACAAAGUGGCUCAAACUCACCAAUCAUGGUGAAUGGGCUACCCAUACGGUGAACCUGAAAUCUGGCACCAACAUCCUAUACUGGAGGACUGGUGGUGUUCUGAUGGGGACCAAAGUGGUCAAGCCUGUUUUGCUGAAAAAUGUCCAAAUAGAAGGAGUUGCCUAUACGUCAGAGUGUUUUCCAUGUAAGCCGGGAACAUUCAGCCGAGUCCCAGGCUCGUCCACGUGUGAACCCUGUCCUCGGGACACCUUCUCUGGCCACGGUGCCAGCUCCUGCACUCCCUGUAACACCACCACUCACUACGCAGCUGAGGGAUCAGCUGUGUGUAAGAGCAGACCUCCGUGUUCCAAGAAGGACUAUUUCCAGAUCCACACAGCAUGUGAUCAUGAGGGCAAGACCCAGGUCAUAUAUAAGUGGAUUGAGCCUAAGAUCUGUCUUGAGGGUGUGACUGGAGCGGAGAUGUUGCCUCCAAGUGGAGAACGAGAGCCAUGUCCCCCUUGUAACCCCGGUUUCUAUAACAAUGACACAGCCACCUGCUCACCCUGUCCACCUGGGACUUAUUCAGAUGGGAUGAAACCAUGUAAGCCAUGUCCAGCAGGCACUGAGCCCACAUUGGGUUAUGAAUAUAAAUGGUGGAAUGUUCUUCCUGCAAACAUGAAGACCUCCUGUUUCAAUGUGGGCAACUCAAAAUGUGACAGUAUGAAUGGCUGGGAGGCGGCUGGUGAUCAUAUCCAAAGUGGAGCGGGAAGUUCGGAUAAUGAUUACCUCAUCCUCAACAUUCAUGUUCCUGGCUUCAAGCUCCCUACGUCAAUGUCAAGCCACUCUGGGGCAGAGUUUGGUCGCAUUACAUUCGAAUUUGAAACUUUGUGCACAGCGGACUGUGAGCUCUACUUUAUGAUGGAUGUAAACAGGAAGAGUACAACAGUGGUGGAGUCAUGGGAGAGAACCAAAACAAGACAGUCCUACACACAUGUCAUGACAAAGAAUGCCUCCGUUUCCUACACAUGGGCUUUCCAGAGGACUAACCAACCUUCAGAUGUGCGUCGGUAUGUCAAUGACGUGGCGCGCAUCUACUCCAUCUCAGUGAGUAACGCUGUAGAUGGAGUGUCCUCUGAGUGCCGCGCUUGUGCCCUGAGCGCCCAACCAUCCAGCUCUACAUGUGUGCCGUGUCCACCUGGACAUUACAUAGACUCACGCACCAGCCAGUGUACAGAGUGUCCACAUAACACGCACCUCAUCUCUCACGCCACACCGGGUCCAGAUGCUUGCAGACCCUGUGGACCAGCCAGCAAAAGCGACAAGGACCACAGUUUAUGUUACAGCGACUGUCACUUCACCCACACAGAUGGCAAUGUCACUCUGACUUAUGACUUCAGCCUCCUUGGAUCUGUAGGGUUGCUGAUGAACGGUCCAAGCUUCACCUCCAAAGGAACCAAGUACUUCCACCAGUUCAAUAUCAGCCUGUGUGGAGGACAGGGUCAGUUGGCGGUAUGCACAGACAAUGUAACAGACCUAUCCAACACCGACUCCCAGAGAGAGAAAGGCGAAGGAGCCAGUGCUGUCAAGACCUUCAUCUGUCAGUCAACAAUAAUCCCAGCUAGUGGACGAGGCUUCCAUACAGCACUCUCCUCGCAGUCCAUUAACCUGGCUGACACAUUUCUUGGAGCAACAGUUGAAAAUACACUUGAUGGAAUAAGAGCAAGACCAGAACUGUACCCCCAGACCUCCAAGAAAGUCCCUGAUGUCAACUUCUACUACCGGUCAUUGGAGGCGACCUCGUCUUGUGAGUCAGGUCGAAGUGCAGUGGUGACACUUCGCUGUAACCCAGAGAAGAGCACUAAAGGGGAGCUCUCAGUGCCCAGUCAGUGCCCUGCAGGAACAUGCGACGGCUGCACCUUUCAUUUCUUAUGGGAGAGCUCAGGGGCCUGUCCUACAUGCACAGAGAGGGACUACCAUUGGAUAGAGGGAGCGUGCAAGGGAGGACACCAGGACCUGCUGUAUGUGUGGACUGAACCGAAGCUGUGUAUGGGAGGUGUGACCUUGCCUGAAAAGAAAACGUUGCCAUGCGAGGGUAUGGAGUUCUGGGUACAGCUCGGUGCGGGGCUGGGAGCUUUCACUGCAGUGCUGCUCGUCUCCCUCACCUGCUACUUUUGGAAGAAGAACAAACGGUUGGAAUACAAGUACUCCCGGUUGGUGAUGUCUGCCAACAAGGAGUGUGAGAUGCCAGGAGCUGACAGCUGUGCUGUAAUGGAGGGAGAGAAUGAGGGAGACAUGGAGGAUGAAGUUGUGUACACGAAACCUUCUCUACUUGGCAAACUCAAAGCCAUAGCAUCCAAGGGAAAUGGAGAGAACUAUGAAAACAUGCAGCUAAACUCAUCCCAUUCGAAAGCACUGGUAUGGAGCUAGAACAAUGGUGAAGUGAGUGGGAGUGAGGGGAGAGACCAGACCCUCGAGAAACUUUCCACUGAAGACCCCUUUAACCAGUCACCCCCUUUAUGAGCUUUGGUACCAGGAAUACCAACUGUGUGUACAUACACAGAUAUACACACACAUCAUGCACCUAUAGAACCAGGUUCAGAGAAGUCACAAUAACAUGGUGGCCUUAAAGCUUGGUACGACAGAGCCGUCCACCUGGAAGCAUAGUACUGUGAAGCAGGUGUGUGUGUGAUAGACACUUCCUGGUAGUAGUCUGAUUCAAACUGAUGUCAGAAAGGCCGUUAGAAGAGCUCAGGGCAAGACAAGGACCUAUUUAAGAUGUUUUGUUUGUAUUUAUUUCAGUCUGUGAGUUUUGAUGGUGUAAUUUGCCAUCAGGAUUACAACGGUGAGGGUGUGUCCAUCUCCCAUAGACGUUUACACUGACUGGUAUAUUCUGACCAUAUGAAGCCUAUAUUUUCUCAUCUGUUUGUUCUUUUGCUUUGUUGAAAUUCAUGUAAUAAGGAGAAGUUUUCGGCUUACUGAUUGAAAAUUAAGAUGUCAUAUUAUGCGGAUGAGGUUGUGGUGUUGACUUUCCAUGUAUGUCAAAUAAAUUAUGAUGUAUUUAUGUAA